Molecule: messenger RNA, 3177 nt
Organism: Durusdinium trenchii
Lineage: Eukaryota; Dinophyceae; Suessiales; Symbiodiniaceae
Source: the annotation of a GenBank genome assembly
AUGAUCAUCUGGAACGAUGGGGUGCAUGUGUACACCUUCUCCGCAUUCGAGACACCUGAACUUCCUGAUGGGGCCUAUGUUCAACUUGUGGCGCGGCAUAGAGGUCGACAGAUCAUCCCAUCAGAUCUGCCAUUCGAAGCUUGUGAACUGGAUCAACUUUUCAGGAGUCUGGAUGAACAGGUUGCAGAGGUUUCUUUGAUGCAGCAGAGCUUGUAUCUGACACAUCGCGAAUCUCUGAUGACCAGAAUGGCGGAAGACUCAGUAUAUAGAUUGCUGACUGGAGCAGAAGUGCUUCUCCAGAUUCGCUUCACCCAAGGAGCAAAAGUCUCCUUCUGGAUGCUGCAGGUUGAUCGAGCUAUGGUACAGUGGUAUGAGACAAGGCUCUGGAUCAGCUCCUUUACGGAGGAUUGGACUGGUUUGGUCAAGCGCUCUUGUGGCUUUCCUCAAAACGCUGAGCCGGCCUUUUUGUUGGUGCUGCCCCGACCUCCAAGGCUGCGAGAUGCACACACUCAUGUGCAUGUUUUGGCUCUCAUUGCCUCGCCGGAGUCUGACAUGAUGACGAUUUUGGUGGAUAUAUAUGAGCCUAACUCUUUUGCUCGAUGUGCAGUCACUGUCCCAACAGGAGCCACAGUCUCUGAUAUUGUCGCCAUUAUCUCCAAGAGCAGAGCACUCCGCUUCUUUGAUGCAUCUCAGAAAUUGAGGCUACAUUGGAAAGCAGAGGAGCGUACGGUCUCUUUUGAAGGUGAUGAUGCUGUCUUUGUUCCGAAUGGGGCUUUCGUGGAGAUUCGAGCACAACCAAAACAGCAAGUCUGCCAGUCUUCAUCUCACCUGUGGCACUCGAGUGAUGUCAGCUCUUUCAUGCAGACUUCCCAGCAGCAGCACCCUGAGAAGUCCGGAGUGUGUCGAUUGGAAGAGUACUCACUGACAAGAGGCAUUUGUGUCGGAGAAAGCGAAGAUGAUGUGUUGAAAAAAUACAUUACAGAAUAUUACCAGAUCGUCUACCACAUGAUUGCUGCACACACCUGGUAUGCGGGUCCAACUGCAUCUGGAAUCAGUUCCCAAUAUCGCAUUUGUGUUUGUCAACUGACGCGCUCCUUUUCAAAGGAUUUCCUUCGUUUGUGGGCUGACAAGGUUGAUAGGGAAGCAUUGAUGGUUGCAACUGUCUUUCCGGCACUUCCACCGAUGGUUUUGCGACGGGAACCUCAUGUGGACCUUGUGGCUGUCACCCUGUCGGCUGUACGCCUGGGUGUUAGAACAUACUUGGUCGAUGUGAUUGGGGCCAGAUUUCAGAAACGAUAUGCUGUCAGUGUUACUGCUAUCACUUUAGCGGUUCUGGCAACAACUCUGCACGUUCGUGAUCUGUGUGGUGAGGACGGCAGUCUUUGCCGACUCUACAAAUAUGCGCCUGCCACUACAAUGGAAUGGACAUGGCGUGACAUGAUUGACGAGCCGCAUGGCACGGGUCUCACCUUGGGAAUUGCACAACAUGAUCAUUGCCUGUCUGAAGACAUUGGAAGCCUUUUUCAGAUGAGAACUGCCAUGACUGUGAGGUCGCAAAGUGGCUUUGUGGACCGUGCAGAGGAGGAUAUUGCUGAUCAUUGGGACCUUCUGAUCUGGAAUGUCUUUGCACAACGUAUUAAACUGAAUGUGGAUGUGAGCUUGGACGCCAGCUGUAUGGGAUCAGAGAUCCUGCACAUGGAAAGCAUUGAGGAAGCUGACCAUGUGGCAAAUCUGUCAUUGAUGCAGGCUGCGCGGCAACACUUGUCGGAGUACUGGAAUGGUUGUCCAUGGUACUCUGGGGAUGACUAUUUGCUGGUUCAAUGUGUGAUCCUUGAACAGGAAAUGUGUAUUGCAAAUGAGGAGAGAUGCCCUUCGCGAUUCCUACAAGUGGAUGGGCCCAUUUGGGACUUCACGAACUGGUGUAUGGGCCUAUGCAGGUCGAUGACUCCGUACCAACUCCGAGCUUUUCCUGUUUGUGAGGUGGAGCAAAACUUGCCUACGCUAUUGUUGGUUGAUGAAUGUCGGGGAAUGGACAUCCCUGUGCUCAUCCAACUAUUGGUUGGAGGUGAAGUCAGAUUCUUGGUGUACUUUGCCACACAAACGGUUUCGACUCUGCAAGUCUUGGCUUGGGUAGAGGACAAUGUGCCUUUACCGGAUGAGUUCUGCCUGGAGCUCAAUGACCAGCCCAUUGAUAUUCAGCAAUUUGUCUCUUUUCGGCCAGGUGACCUCCUGACCAUUCGUACUCGUCCAGCUGCAAUGAGAGCUCCUAAUACGUCCUAUGAGACUGCUGGAGACAGUUGUCCUGGAAGUUCGCAAAUCACAUGGACCUCGAUGCCACCUGAAGUGUCUACCGGGCUGCUUGGAUCUUUGGGACACGCAAUGACCAGGGAUAACACUGCAACCCUGACGGUACCGAAUGAUUACAUACAGAACUCCGAUGGAAUGGACGAUGAUGCUUACAGCAUGUUGCAAAAGGCUGGGAGCUGGGCUUCAAGGAGGGCCGCAUCCUCCAACCCGCAGCUACACUUGCCUGACUUGGAUGAGUGGGAUGAGUAUGCCUGCAUGCAGCGGCAUGUUUAUACUGGCUAUCUCUUUCAUUACAUCUUUUCUGCCACACGUGACUUCGAGAUUGUUGUGGAUAUGUGGUUCCAUCCUUAUUCGCAGCAAAUGCACCCAGUGCGGAAUGUUGCACGGGAUUUUGAGGUCUCCGACCAAUCUACUUGUUCGAGUAACCCACCUUUGUUCAAGGGAGACCUUUACACCCUGGAUGACGGAUAUUAUCAGGCAGGCGAGUACAUAGUCACAGACUAUCAACCGAUGACUCCCUGUUCAACGUCUCAAUUGAUACUGAAGAUGCCGUUGCUGAAGACCCUUUUGGGAAGUUUGACUGACACAUUUAGCUGUCAAUGGCCGGAUCUGUCCGCGGUUGCCAAUGACUUGCCUCUUAACUUGUUGGUGGAACUCUUGAGUUUGCCACUUGGCCGGAUUGAAGAGGCUGUGUCGCUUGACAUCUUUACGGAUGGCUCCUUCUUUCGAGACGCAGACUUGCCGGCUGGUUGGGCCUUUGUGGUCAUUGGUUCUGGCAUGACAGGACAAAAAUUCCUUCUGCAUGCGGCUUGUGGCCAGGUGGUGGCAGAAGUCCUCGAGGAUAGCUGGCAUGGGGCGGAAGUGCACUAG